AGUAACUGCUUAUUUCUGAUUUUAGUGUAAUAUAUUUUUUAUGCAUAUCUUGUUGGUGAAAUAGUGAUACAAUUUGCUUUGAGGAUUUAUAUAUCUUAUUAUUGCAGGUGAAAGGAAAUGGCAAAAACUAAGAAAAAAGAUAAUAAAAAGACAGAUAAACUGAAAGUGGAACUAUCUGAAGAGUGCAAUUCUAAAGUGUCACCUGCACUUGUGGUCUCUGUAGAGGAACAACUGAUCACCUGCAGAAAACCUACCUCUUGUGAAGCAGCUGUGAAAAAGCAGGGGCUGACACCCAAAGUCCCAACUCCAGAGGUGUACCAGGAACCUUUUUUUGCACAACUAUUUGUAGUAAAAUAUGAAGGAGAAAUGGUGGAUGGAUUAUAUGAUGGGGAAGGAGUUGCAUAUUUCAAGGAUGGCAAUGUUUACAGAGGUAUUUUCUCUGAAGGCAGAAUGCACGGCAACGGGAAAUACUCAUGGACGGAUGACGUCACUUACGAAGGAGAUUUUAUCAUGAACAGCAUAACAGGACAUGGACUAUAUACAUGGCCGAACGGCAGUCAGUAUGAAGGAGAGGUGUAUAAUGGGUUAAGGCACGGAACUGGCCAAUAUACCUCAGAAGGUCAAGAGGUUUUAUUUGUGGGGGAGUGGCUUAAUGGUAAAAGGCACGGGAAGGGUACUAUCUACUAUAACAAGGAAAGAACAUCCUGGUAUGAAGGAGAGUGGAACGGCGGUCAGAAGGAAGGCUGGGGGAUACAGCGCUUUGCGUCAGGUAACAUCUAUGAAGGGCAGUGGAAGGAGAACAAAUUUCACGGCGUUGGAAGAAUGAGGUGGAUAUCAGCUGAUGAAGAAUAUACUGGAGAGUGGGAGAAUGGGAUACAGAACGGUUAUGGCUCCCACACCUGGUUUACCAAAAGAGAACCAAAGACCCAGUUUUCUAUGAGAAAUGAAUAUGUUGGCAGUUUUGUCAGCGGCGCACGCCAUGGAUACGGACAAUUUAACUACGCAGAUGGAUCAAUGUAUGUAGGAGAGUGGAAAAACAAUACAAAGCAUGGAAUGGCUAAGUUUAUUUCUAAGAGCGGCCAAGUGUAUAUUGGUGAGUUUCAUAAUGAUCAGAUGGUGGAGUUUCCCAAUAACCCGGCCUUGCUCGGUAGCCGGAGAAAUAGUGUGAAUGGAGCAGACAAUUCCUAUGUGGGAGCACUGAGCUUGAUUGAUACGUAUAUAGAAGUGGACAUAUCUCCUCUGCUGCUCAUGUUUCCACAGAGCAAAUGGAUAGAAGAGAUGAAGCAGGUUGAAUAUGUGAUCUUACGGAAUCUCAUGGAUCUUCGGAAUAUAUAUUCAUUCUACAGCAGCCUGGCAAAAGAGAAUAUUGACAAUACCUUUCUGAUGACUAAGCUACAGUUCUGGAGGUUUCUAAAAGAUUGUGAGAUGCAUCAUUAUAAUAUAACUCUUUCUGAAAUUGAUCGCAUCCUGACUGCAGGUGACGUAGGAACUCAGGAGGUUCACUGUCCAUUUGAAACUAUUCUGCUUAGAACAUUUAUAUCGAAAUUAAUCUGUUUGUCUUAUCAUAUCUGUCAAAUAAAAUCACAAGAGGACAACCUAUCUCCUGCUGAUUGCUUUUCCAAAAUUUUGAAUGAGAAUAUAUUGCCUAACGCAAAAAAGGUCAAAGGAUUUUUGUUCUCCGACCUCCACAAGGCUGCGCACGCCAUGUGUUACAUCGAUAAGUGCUGGGAGAUCUACAGAACGCACAGACGCCAAAGCACAUCCACUGAUUGUGAGACUGUCAUGCAAAUGAGGCACUUUAUCUGGCUUUUAAAUGAUUUAAACAUCACAAACAAGACGUUAACUGUAAAAAACAUUGUGGAUAUCUUAGCUGCUGAUGACACAUCUGUACGUGACGGCAAUGAAAUGAACUUGGAACUAGAGAUGACAUUUCUAGAGUUCUUCGAGGCGCUACUGGGCUGUGCAGCUAUUUGCGUUACAGAUGAGACAAUAAAUGAAUUUUCUAGAAAUGAAUUAUUUCCGGAAGAGCAGACUCAUGAGGAUGUAGCUAGUAAGGUCUCUACAGAUGUACUUGAAAGAGUCUCACACUGCUUAGACCAGUUUAGGUCUAAAAAUCUACCAAGAGGCCAAUUUAUGAAAAAUGCCUGGAAGUUCACUGGAAAAGGGCAGAACCAACCAGUUACAUUUUAUUGCAACAAAAAGACAGAUCUGGACAUCAAUGCAGAUAAAUGGUUUAUUCAAAUCAAUAUAUUUUUUGGCAAAAUGUUUUUUCCUGCUCACGAACACGCUGAAAAAAUAAAAGAGGAAAUACCAAAAUACAGACUGCGGCAAGCGGAAAAGGCCAGAUUAAUACGUAUCAGAGAAGAGGAGGAAGCAAGGCUGAGAUCACUUAGAGCAGAAGAAGAAGCCAGGAGACUUGCGGAGAAGGAAGCAGAACACGCCCUCGCUCUGGCAGAGGCAAUGAAAGCGGCUGAAGUGUUGGCCGAAGAAGACCAAACUGUCCAGCUCCAAAUUAUUCCAAAGGAGGAACCUCCGGUCACCCCACCACAAUCAGGCACAAAGUCAACUCCAGGAGCAGCCAGAAAGAAAAAAAAGGCUGCGUAAUAGAUCUGCUUGCAAUGAGUAUUAAAGGGAUAUUAAAGGGACAUAACACAGGUUGAGAUCUGUGCAUAUCCUAAAAGGGCUAAUUAAUUAAUAAAACAUUUUUAAAAAAAAUGUCUGGAAAGUAUUUUAAAAUAAUUUUCAAAAAUGAGCAAAAUGAAUUACAUAGCUAAGCUGCCUGGAACAGCCAACUCCCCUUAUCAGUGUUUAGUCACAAGCAUUGUAUUUAAACUGAGUUAACAGCUUCUAGGCAUGCUCCAGCAGAUAAUCCCUAUUCACUUUUGCAUUCUACUAAAAGAACAAUAAACACAGAUACAGCCAUAGAAGGAAAUGUGUGUGUGGGGGGGAGUUCAGAAACUUAAAAGAAAGGGUUAAUGGCGAGGUACUGCAGUAUAAAUUUGCAGGAAAAGUAAUUAAAGUACAUAUUAUAUUUUGUCUCUAUCCCAACUUGUUUUAUGUCCCUUUAAGCUAAAAAUGACAUCUGACAAACUGUUGGUAGUAAAAAUAAACCUUACAGUGUACAAUUAGUAUUUA
Bombina bombina (fire-bellied toad) is the source of this 3135-nucleotide messenger RNA. RefSeq names its product radial spoke head 10 homolog B (gene RSPH10B). The record is from RefSeq and is a predicted model, not a curated record. Bases 118 to 2604 code for a protein of 828 amino acids. The transcript is spliced from 18 exons. Lineage: Eukaryota; Metazoa; Chordata; Amphibia; Anura; Bombinatoridae.